AUGUCUACCCAAGCCGCCCGAAGCAUCCUCUUCACACACACAUCACCCCAGCAAGGAUUCAGAUUAAUCGAGCUACCCUCAGAACUAGCGGAGCUCCUCUCUUCAAAAGAAGCACCAACUCUUGAGCUCAAAUCCCCGUCAACAUCACACCUCCCGAACUCAAGCACAGACUCCGAGAAUCAUGAUUAUGUCAAUCUAUGCACUCCGAACCGAACCUACCGCAUCCGUCAAGUCCAAUCCUCAAACCCGAUCCAUAUACUUCAACCUAGCGAUGGCGGCGCCCAGCGAGGCGACAUCACCAUGGUCGGCGCCAACGACGACAUAAACCUAGUGGAGACGGUCACCACAAUCGCAAAGUGCGGGUCCACGCUGGAGUUGCAUACUCCGGCGGAAGGGUUCUCGGCGGUUUCGUUCCUCGAGAGAAUGCUGGCGGUGUAUGAUGGGGGUGAAGGGACUGAAGCUGUGGGCUUCGAUCUAGAGCCGGCUGAGAAGGAUGGUGUCAUACGUCGGGUUUUUGACGAUGUCCCUGUUUCGCGGGCGCAGUGUGAAGUUGGUUGGAUCGAGAUCUGUGCGUUUGUGCUUGGUCGGGCGGAUAAUGGCGAGGGCGCCGCGGGUUGUUGCCGGCGGCCUUCUGCGAGAGCAAAGCUGGAGGUGUGGAAGAGAGUUCUCGAAGGUGCGGUGCUGCAGGGUAUUCAUCUCGACCAGCAGUUUCUUGUGUCGGAUCUGUGGAAAUCGGUGCUGGAUGAUGAAGAUGAGGAGCCGUUUCCGCGGGGCCUAUUUGAGGCUGUUGUCAGGAGAGUUUGCGAGGCAGGAGAUAGUCAAGCUCAAGGGCUUGCUGACGGGGACAUGAAGUGGGCUAGCAUCGACAAAGCCAGGUGCACACGAUGGGUCGGCGAGACGUACUUGGAGGCCAUGGCGCCUGCUUUAGAUUCGGCAAUUGGGCGAAGCGAGUUCCUCAAUGCUUGGAAGGAUCAUCUUCCUGAUUCAUGGCGGGAUGAAGUAGCAUUGUCUCAACUGACGGAGAAUUCCUACAGGCACCCAGACCAAACAACAAUCUACUUCGUCAACAAUAUCGACAGACAUAAAAUCAAGAAGAAUAUGUCGACAGAUGCCAAUACUGCCACGGCGGCCAAAAAGUCACGAAACUGGCAUGAACUGUUCAGAAACCAAAAACGACAGAAAAAUUGA
Messenger RNA from Aspergillus pseudoviridinutans, 1188 nucleotides. Its product is annotated as putative sister chromatid cohesion protein Dcc1. Gene Ontology annotation, biological process: maintenance of mitotic sister chromatid cohesion; mitotic sister chromatid cohesion. The coding region runs from base 1 to 1188 and encodes 395 amino acids. The transcript is spliced from 4 exons. Gene Ontology annotation, cellular component: chromatin; chromosome, centromeric region; Ctf18 RFC-like complex. The record is from RefSeq and is a predicted model, not a curated record. Lineage: Eukaryota; Fungi; Ascomycota; Eurotiomycetes; Eurotiales; Aspergillaceae.